This is a messenger RNA of Malania oleifera, 381 nucleotides long. RefSeq lists its product as uncharacterized. The record is from RefSeq and is a predicted model, not a curated record. NCBI's taxonomy places the organism in Eukaryota, Viridiplantae, Streptophyta, Magnoliopsida, Santalales, Ximeniaceae. The transcript has a single exon. The coding region runs from base 1 to 381 and encodes 126 amino acids.
AUGAGAUUUGGGAAGAAACGGAAAAUAAGCCCUCGGUACAUUGAGCCAUUCGAGAUCCUGGAAAUGGUAGGUCCGGUUGCUUAUCGAGUGGCAUUACUCCCAACACUAUCCAGAGUUCACGACGUGUUUCACAUAUCAGUCCUGAGGAAGUAUGUGCCAGAUCCUUCACACGUGCUGAGUUACGAACCUCUGGAGAUCAGUGAUGCACUAGCAUACGAAGAGGUUCCAGUACAAAUAUUAGAUCAGAAGGUACAACAGUUACGGACUAAGGAGAUAUCGUUAUUGAAGAUAUUGUGGCAUACUCACGCAGUUAAGGAAGUUUCAUGGGAAUUAGAAUCAGAGAUACGUCAGAAGUACCCUCAGUUAUUCAGAGAUAGUUAG